AUCGGCCUGUGGAAGAAAACCCUGAUGCUUUUGUACCGCUGUAUACGAUUUCUCAGUCCUCUCUCUAAGCCAUUUAUCAUGUGUUAGUAGCUGCACUGUGCCUCCUCAAUGAUGGCUGAGGGAACCGAAGGAGAAGAACUGAAGACUGCUGUUUCAGGUGUAUGGGGAUAUAGAUCCUCCUCCGUGUGCCGCUUUGCUUAAGAUGGAGUCUGCUGUCAGUGUGCUGGUGUCCCAGUUCAAGGCGUACGCUGGCAGUGAUGGUUCCUCUGACACACUGAGCAGAGAUGAGUUCCACAGACUGGUCACAUCACAGCUCCCUAACUUUGUCAAGAACGCUGGCGACCCCGCUGCCAUCGACCUGCUCAUGAGCUCAUUGGACAAGAACAAUGAUGGAGAGCUCAACUUCCUGGAGUUCUGGCAGCUGAUUGGGCAACUUGCAAGCAAACACGGGGGGUUCAGCCAAUAGAGCGUCCUUCAGAUACACUGUUCCAGUGCCAUGUGUGUUACUGACUUGUCUGUGAGCCAAGUGGAAAACACCCUAACGUCUUUUUUUUCUGCUGCUGGAUUCUCUGUUUUUAUCAGUAGUCUGCGCUUUCUUCUCACCUUGUCAUCGCCGGCGAUUGCCAAACUGGCACUGUCACAGAGCACUACUGAACACUUUCAGCAAAAUACCCCAACCAGCCCUGUUUCCUAGCACACACACACACGCAUACACAAACACUGACAGCUGCUUGUGCUUACA
This is a messenger RNA of Acanthopagrus latus (yellowfin seabream), 742 nucleotides long. Its product is annotated as protein S100-A11-like. NCBI's taxonomy places the organism in Eukaryota, Metazoa, Chordata, Actinopteri, Spariformes, Sparidae. The record is from RefSeq and is a predicted model, not a curated record. The transcript is spliced from 3 exons. Bases 203 to 466 code for a protein of 87 amino acids. Gene Ontology annotation, cellular component: perinuclear region of cytoplasm. Gene Ontology annotation, molecular function: calcium ion binding; transition metal ion binding.